AUGUACAUCUACCGACAUUGCUUCGCUUACCAGUUCCAUGAUGCGGUUCAACAAGUCACUGCUGAUUCACAAGCAAUUGCCGAUUGGGCACGGUCUCAUGGAUUGAUGAUUAAUUUGUCUAAAACUACGGCGAUGAUUUUGGGAUCUAGUAGUAAAUUGAAACAAUUACAAUCCCUGGAUGUUCCUCCUAUUCAAAUUGACAACUCACAAAUUCCUUACGUGAAUUCUACAAAGUGCUUAGGGUUCAUAAUUGAUCAAAAUUUAUCCUGGAAUAGUCACAUCUUACAGACUACCAGGAAAGUUAAUUUUGCUCUUCAUAGUCUUAAGGUCCGAAAAAAUAUUUAUACUACUGAGAUAAGAAAACUCCUGGUAACAGCUACUAUCCUACCUCUAAUUGAUUACUGCUCUAUUGUUCUUAUUGAUUCGACUUCAGAGAAUAAUCUGAAGCUACAGCGAGCUGUCAACUCUUCAAUUAAAUUUAUCUUCAAUCUCAAAAAAUAUGACCAUAUUAGUCCUUACCGUCAAGAACUGGGAUGA
Microplitis mediator is the source of this 537-nucleotide messenger RNA. RefSeq lists its product as uncharacterized. NCBI's taxonomy places the organism in Eukaryota, Metazoa, Arthropoda, Insecta, Hymenoptera, Braconidae. Bases 1 to 537 code for a protein of 178 amino acids. The record is from RefSeq and is a predicted model, not a curated record. The transcript has a single exon.